AUGGACAGAACCAUGGAUCUAAGGGACAUGGACUUUGAGUCUGCCAUCGUGGACGACGAUAAGGACGCCGACGUCCCCGUAAACGCCCUCAAUACUCCACAACGCCUGGGCCGCUCGCCCUUGUCCAAGACGCGCUCCAUGUCUGAUGGAGGAGGAACUCCUUCCAAGCUCACUCCUUCACCGCACAUUGCGGAUGGUCGCCAGGCAUCCAAGGACGAUAACCACAUCAGAGACACGGCCACCACACCCGUAACCCCUCACCGAACCGAAUUCCCCCUCCGCGGUCUCUCGCUGCAGAUGCCCGCGAACCGCGACCCUGCCUCCCCUGCAGCCAACUCGUCCACCGCAUUUACGAAGCCCGCGCCGCUAUCACCGAAGCUCGACCACUCGCAGAUCUAUGCGAGUCCGACAAAUAUUCUCCCUCGUCGCUCCCGCGGCCUCGACUUCUCACGCGCUGCCACCAGCCUGCACCACUCAACACUCGCCGAGUCCUCACCCGACUCCUCGCCUACGAUCGGAGGAAGGGGCAUGAAUAUCCCGGGACGCAGGAGCAACGACUACGGACAGGCCGAGCAAACCACCAACUCGUUGUGGUCCAUGAUGGGCAACCACGAGCGCAUGACGGUGUCGAGCUCCCUGGGCAGCGCGAAUCAGAUUGGGUCAGAUUCUUCUUCCGACUCCGACGACGAUGAUCUCAUGGAUGAGGAUAUGGACGAGCCGUACAUUGGUACACCGCAAGCCAACAAGACCGCCGCGCCCUUGGGCACACAUCCCAUGAUGGCACCCUGGGGAGGCUCUCCGGCAAUGAACAGUCUGAUGAGCUUCCAGCAUAGGCAGCGGCAAAGGAAACAGCCAAAAAAGAAACACAAACUGCCACUGGGUCUAGGAUUCAGUCCUAGCACAAAUGCCGGUGUCUCAAAGUCGCCGCCAAACAACGUGCCCAAAGACAUGUCGGCACAUUCACGUAGGGAGAGCAUUAGCUGGCAGGCCAACCAGUUACAUAUCUCUGGGAGCGAGGAAGAGCGCGGUGAUAAUAUCGACGGUCUACUCUCGACUCCCAGUCGUGAUGGGCAGCGCCCUACAGUCAUGCGACGGGUGGUUACGCAGCGUAGAAACCUGCUACCCAAGACGAAGAACUUUGCUCGUAUCAGGGCGGCUUUAUUCGAGGAAGGUGCGCCAGUCGAGACGGAAACCCAAAGAGAGGCCGAAGUCGUCCGUCAAGUGCGAGAGAGUGACGUCGAUCUCGGAGCACCUCGUCAACAGACCGUUCCUCCCGCUACUACCCACUCGUCGCCCAACCUAGGGAACCAAGACCAAUCCCUCGACGACAUACCGGAAAGCAUGAUCACCGACUCGGCCCUCAAUCUCUCGGGCAGCUUUAAGCAACAAGCCUUGAAGAAUUCAAAGGGCACCAAGUUCUGGGAUACCUUCUCCGAGUCUAGCAGUAUCGGCGGUGCUCGCACAACGCCGCCCCCGCCUAACGGAGGACUCCCUCGCGGCUCAUCGUCAGGAAUGAGCGAAGACAUUUGCAUGGACUCCCCGUCACUCGGCCCUACGGCUGGUUUUGCCAUGGCCGCAAGCAGCGGGGAGUCUCAAAAGGGAGAUACUCCUCUUCUCGCUCAGGCUCCGCAACCGGCACCCAGCGCAGCGGAAAUCACACGGCGGAUCAACAGCAAGCGCAGGCGGGAGGACGACUACGAUCCCGUCAGCCUCAAGCGCCGGGCAGUAAGCCCAGGCAUGAGCGUGCACAACUCGCCCAUCAUGCAGAGCCCCAUGCAACGCGACGUGGCGCCCUGGGGGUCGCGGCCCGGCAGCAACAGCGGCGAUAGGGGCGGCAGUGGCGCGCCGAGCGAGUCGGGAAGCCUUGGAGGCGGCACGCCCGGUAGCGGCGCCAACGCCAACGGCCGGGUAGUGAACGGGAACAAAGGACGCGUUGGAUUCCAGGGCAUGGUUGAUACCAACGACGGUCUGAUGCGAAUGAGCAUCGAGUGA
This is a messenger RNA of Colletotrichum abscissum, 1992 nucleotides long. RefSeq lists its product as uncharacterized. The record is from RefSeq and is a predicted model, not a curated record. The coding region runs from base 1 to 1992 and encodes 663 amino acids. NCBI's taxonomy places the organism in Eukaryota, Fungi, Ascomycota, Sordariomycetes, Glomerellales, Glomerellaceae. The transcript has a single exon.